AUGCCGAGGGCUGGAAAACUAAAACCUAUAGGAGUCAGUGUGAGGAGCUGCUUAGAAGAAAUGCCAAAACCUCCAACUCCACCGCUGGUGAGGAAAUUCACCAAAAGUGUCCAUCCAGAACCAGGAGCCAUCCGAGUGCACCCAGGGAAGGCAAAUGACCCGGAUGUUGCCAGCAAACUUGUGCAUGGCACCAGCAUCAAACCUCCGGCCCCUGGUGAAAACUUGUUAAAUCCUCCCCAAAAGACAAAGUUACAACAGAAGUUGCAAGAAGAUGCUGAAUCUGUGUAUGCUUCAAGAAGGAAAGCUCUUGGCCGGUCACCAAACAAGGAUGCUGAACUCUCCGGCUGCUACAAUGAUGAAACUAUAUUUGGUGUGAAGAUAGUUAAAGGCCUGGCUGCUGGAGAAUUGAUUUCCCCUUCAAAAACAAGACAGGAAAUCGAGCUGGAAGCUCAGGAGGCGCACAAAGCGUAUGUUCACAGCCAUAAAGACUAUUUGCCUGGUGAGCAAAUAAAUCGAAAAUAUGAUAUGAGUAAUUACGACAAAAGCAGCAGGUUUGGGAUCCAAACAACUCAUUUCAAUGACGGCCGCAAUACCGGUAAAAGUCUCUGCUGGCGUGGAGCGCUUAAGUUUUAUGAUCCAAAUCCUCUUUUGAAGAGAUCUGACAACAAACAAAAAUUGGCUGAGCAGCUUGGCAAUACCGUAUCUGUAUUUUUAAGGAGGAAAAAAACAUUGAAUCUUCCAGCUUAUCACACGUUUGGAGUCGUCGUGCCACCGGAUCAGUACGGAGCUGGAGAUCUAAUCCACUCCACAGAUUCAGGGGAGUACGCGAGAAGUGGAGACAAGCAGCGCAGCCUGGUCAAUGCAGUGAGACACUACCUCAAGAAAAUCAACUUUCAGAACUUCCCGUCUUUGCUGGAGGCUUUCAAGCAUUAUGACAAGAAAGGAAAGGGAAUGAUUGACAGGGAGGACCUGCAGGAAGUUUGUCGUCAGUUCCAGCUGGACGUGAACAAAGUGGUUCUGGAUGACCUGAUGGACUAUUGUGACACGGACAAAGAUGGACUCAUAAACUUCUUGGAGUUUGCAAACUUUCUCAACUGGAAGGACAAGAUGCCCGUCAACAAUCGAGAGCAGCGCGUCCUGACAGACGAGCAUGAGUCCAACGCAGCUCCAGACGGCACAGGCGGAGCAGAACAUCCUCCCUCUCUGGCCUUGAUUAAGCCUGAGGACUUGAAGCCCGUUGAAACCGGAGGUUCACUGAAGACAGUCAGGACUCUGAGGAGACCGAGGGCUGCCCCGGACGAUUUCAAGACCUCCUCCUCAAUUAUUGGUGCCGUCAAUGGCACAUCGAACGGCCGCACAUACGGGACCCCGUCGAUGCGUUCUGACCUUCCAGUUCCACGUCUCAGGAGAGUCGGGGACACCGUGAACUACGGGGAUUUAACUACAGCUGCAGAUCUGCUGCGUCCGUCAGUCUAUGCCCUCAGAGGCGUUGAUGAGAAGCUCUUAUUCUGUCCUCGUACCCGGGAGGAGAUUGCAGAUAUUUUCAGGAAUGUCGGGGUUAAUAUUUCUGAGGAAACAUUUGAAGAAGCCUGGAAACGAGCAUCUGCGGAGCAGCCGAGCGGGGAGGUUUGUGUCGAAGCUUUCCAGAGCGUACUCAAGGAAUUAAAAGUGAUGUAACGCUUGAGAUUUGUCUGGUACGUUGUUUGUUCUUAAUGGAUAUUAUUUUUCCAU
Molecule: messenger RNA, 1731 nt
Organism: Cololabis saira (Pacific saury)
Lineage: Eukaryota; Metazoa; Chordata; Actinopteri; Beloniformes; Belonidae
Gene: efhb
Product: EF-hand domain family, member B
Exons: 13
Coding region: 1-1677 (558 amino acids)
Molecular function (GO): calcium ion binding
Source: RefSeq, a predicted model, not a curated record